CUGAGCAGCACCUGAAGGCAGCCACGCUAUUAGUUUAUUUAGCAUUCCAAAAUGACGGAUCCGACUACGUCUCCAGAGGACCACUGGAAAACAGACGGGGCUUUCAGCGACAAUGGCUUUGACACCAGUUUCUUCACUGAUACUGCCAGGAAAGGUAGCAUUGUGUCCAGGGCAAACAGUAUCGGCUCCACAAGUGCCUCUUCAGUUCCAAAUACAGAUGAUGAAGACAGCGACUACAGGCAUGAGACGUCGUACAAAGACUCUUACAAAGACCGAAGGAGACAAGCACACACACAAGCUGAGCAGAAGCGCAGAGAUGCAAUCAAGAAAGGCUAUGAUGACCUGCAGGGAAUUGUUCCAACCUGCCAACAGCAGUCCGAGUUUGCUGUCGGAGCACAAAAGAUCAGCAAGGCUACUAUCCUUCAGAAAACAAUCGACUACAUCCACUUUCUUCAUAAAGAAAAGAAGAAGCAAGAGGAGGAAGUUUCUGUCCUAAGGAAAGAAGUGAUGGCCUUGAAGAUCAUGAAAACGAACUAUGAGCACAUAGUGAAGGCCCACCAGAACAACCCACAGCAGGGAGAGGACCAGGUCUCUGACCAGGUCAAGUUCAACAUCUUCCAGAACAUCAUGGACUCGCUCUUCGUGUCUUUCAGUAAUUCUGUUUCAAUGAGCAGCUUCCAAGAACUGUCUGCCUGUGUUUUCAGCUGGAUCGAGGAACACUGCAAGCCACAGACGCUGCGGGAGUUUGUUGUCGGAGUGCUCCGGCAGCUCAAUGGCCAGCUUUAUUAGUUGAGGAGAAGCCUCUGGCUAACUUCCAGAAAUUGACUUUUAACUUGCUCUUGCCUCCCAGGAUGGAAUUAAAACUUCAAUCUGCCACAGUCCUCACACUGACUUCAGCUCAUCAGAGAUUCCUGGAUCGUUAUUAGAUUACCUCGUCAAACGCUAUGGGGAGAGAUGAAAGGUUGCCUUGGCUUGAGCAGUUAAGUAGGGAUGCCUUGUGACCUCUUUACUGUUGGGAAUUUACAUCUCUACAGCAUAUUUUUUGCUCCAUCUCAAACUUCUAAGGAACGCAGAGAAAACAAAUUUUUAAGCGAAACGUGGCGUGCAGAGAACAUCUAGUUAUAAUUUCAACAAAGCACAGAAAACGGAACGUAUGAAUGAAAAGCUUCCUGCAAAACAGCACAGGAAGUAGUGUCUUAUCAGGUCCUCCUCCCAAGUUUGCCUAGUUUCAUAAUCUAAAUGGUAACCAUAUAUAUAUAUA
Poecilia latipinna (sailfin molly) is the source of this 1261-nucleotide messenger RNA. Its product is annotated as MAX dimerization protein MLX. Gene Ontology annotation, biological process: regulation of transcription by RNA polymerase II. The transcript has 8 exons. Gene Ontology annotation, cellular component: nucleus. Gene Ontology annotation, molecular function: protein dimerization activity; DNA-binding transcription factor activity, RNA polymerase II-specific; RNA polymerase II cis-regulatory region sequence-specific DNA binding. Lineage: Eukaryota; Metazoa; Chordata; Actinopteri; Cyprinodontiformes; Poeciliidae. The record is from RefSeq and is a predicted model, not a curated record. The coding region runs from base 52 to 789 and encodes 245 amino acids.